CCCCCGAACCAGGAAGUGACCGGACGCAUUGCGUGUUUUCUCCGUUUUAAACCUAAAUUACAGAUUAAAACUCGGGUUUAAAACAAGAUGGAGCUUCUGUGACGGUGGAUGAAGAUAUAACAUCCGUUUGAAUCUGAUCUGGGUCCGAGGAACAGGUUGGUCUCCUCUGGAUGUGAAGAGCUGCUGCCGGAGCUUCUCCCUGCGACAUGUCUUCUUCACGCCUGCUUCUCUCCGUCCUGCUGCUGCUGCUCUGUGGCCGGGCAGCACCGGCAGCUCUGAGCGGCUCAGAGGACGAUGACAACGCCUGGUCCCCGGCCCGGAUGGUGGCGGACCCCUCGGACAGGGUGGUCGUGGUGAAGGAGGGCUCGGACGCGCUGAUCGAGUGCAACGUGACCCGAGGCAACGCCGACGUGAAGUGGUUCAGCCCUCAAGGAGCCGAGCUGGGGGGGGAAGCAGGUGAGAAGUGGCAGAUCGAGGAGAACGGCGCCCUGAACAUCAGCGCGCUCCUCUUUAAUGACCGAGGCCGAUACACCUGCGUGUACACCAGUGACGCCGGCGCCACCAAAAACUACACGGUCACGCUGCGAGUGGCGUACAGCUCCAGCGGCCUGGGCCUGUACUUUGUCAUCGUCUGCCUCAUCACCUUCACCAUCAUCAUGAUCCUCAACGUGGCGCGGCUCUGCAUGGUCGGCAGCCACCUCAAGAAGACGGAGAACGCCAUCAACGAGUUCUUCCGCACCGAGGGCGCCGAGAAGCUGCAGAAGGCCCUGGAGGUCGCCAAGCGGAUCCCCAUCAUCACGUCGGCCAAGACGCUGGAGCUCGCCAAGGUCACGCAGUACAAGACCAUGGAGUUCGCUCGCCACAUGGAGGAGCUGGCGAGGAGCGUCCCGCUGCCGCCGCUGAUCAUGAACUGCCGAACGGGGGAGGAGGAGAACAUGGAGAAGGGAAACCCGGCGUCCGGCCGGGCGGAGCCGGGCAGGGCGGUGAUCCCCGGGAGCCGACCGGCCAUCGGCCCGCCGUGCGCCGACAAGAGCGGCGAGGACGCGGACGUGUGCGAGGCGCUGCUGUCCGGCGAGCGGCGAGGGAACGAGGGAGGGAACGAGGGAGAUGUUGCCGUCCAGGUGUCAGUGCACGCCGUUUCUGAGAAGGUCGCCGGCGAGAAUAAAGAGGCGGAGCCGCUCGCAGCAGGUUCCGAGAGCAACGUGUCCAUGGAGAGCAACGUGUAGGAGGAGCCACGUGUCCUGAGAAGUAGAGAUGAACGGAUCAUUAGUGAAGAGUGGUGUCGGGUUUGUUGCUUCUUUCUGCUCAUUGAUUCCUCGUCUGGUUGAAUCUUGGCCCCAAAUAGGAAAUUGGCUUGUUUUACGUAGAAGAAAAGAAUUGACGCAGUCAUUUAAUUGACUCUUUUACCAAAAAUCCCAAAGUUGAUGAAAUGAAAGUUCUGUCUCUCUUGGUGUAGUAGCUGGAUUCCAUCCUUAACAUCUUUACCUCCGCCAUCGACCUCCUGUUUUCAACCCUGUCCAGUUGUCUGUUUGUCCGAUGUGAUUCCCACAGUUCAGUGGAACGAUGGCACACGGCUCAGGGAAGAACUCAGGAUUUCACUUUUCUUUAUUUCACAUUCACCGACUUCCCAGAGAAUAUUUCGUGGAUCUUGAGGAACAGAAACCCAACACAUGUAGAGGACCGGUAUAAAUGAGUGUGUGUGUGUGUGAUUUUGUGCCUGUUUGAAUUAAAGGAACAGUUUGAGCUCUACUCAGGUUCGAUGUCUGACGUCACCUGAAAAUCCUUCUUUCUUAUAUCUGCUCAGUCUUGUUCCUGCUGUAAACGAUUUUCACGUAGUUUUGACAUUUAUUUCUUUAAUAGUCUUUCGUCAAGCCGACAGUUGUGAGUCUGUAACACGCGCAUGGAGAAAGGUCAACAGGUCAAACACAGAGCCACGUGGCAUCAAAUGGGAUCACAACUCUGUUUCCUCUGGUUCUGACUCCGCUCCACAUCCGUUCUGCUCGUCUGCUUCUGAAAUAUCUGAGCUCUUUGUUCCUCGGUAGGAAGAAGCCAGACGUUCAGUCGAGAUGUUCUUGUUCACGUCAGUUUCCUGAAGAGAUGAUGUUAUUCUCUGUGUCUCUUGCUCGUCAGGUCAGGGCUUUUACAUUUUUUAGAACUUUAAAACCUCAAAUCAAAACAGCUUCAUUAUAACAUAAUGUUAUAUUUGUAACUUGUUGCAGCUUGUUUCAGGCUCUGAAAGUAACAGACGAUAAAGGAAAGUUUUUAAAUCCAAUGAAAACUUGAAAACUCUACUUUCAGAGAUUUGUAUUAAAAUCACAUCAUGCUGGGUUUGUAAACAGAAUCAGUUCCAGACUUUGUCGACUCUGGUUGAACAAAAUGCUUCUGUUGUGUUUUGCUGUGUGUGAUGUUAUUGUGUGAAAUGGUUCGAUGGUGUUUAGACGUUUUAAGAGCUUUGCUUCUCAGGGACGUAAAUCAGCUGUUUUAUCAUCUGACAACAGCAGGAAAAAAACAUAAUUGACAAUAAAAAAAAAUAAAAAUGAAAA
Messenger RNA from Limanda limanda (common dab), 2543 nucleotides. Its product is annotated as microfibrillar-associated protein 3-like. Lineage: Eukaryota; Metazoa; Chordata; Actinopteri; Pleuronectiformes; Pleuronectidae. The transcript has 3 exons. The coding region runs from base 207 to 1226 and encodes 339 amino acids. The record is from RefSeq and is a predicted model, not a curated record.